AUGUUGAUUGAUUCACUAUUGCAUAAAAAACCAUAUAAUGGUGACGUAACAAUUCAAUCUGAAAGAGAGAGAGAACGUAGCCAAGAAAGAAGUAGAAGAGAUAGAGAUGAUAGAGAUGAUAGAGAUCGUAGGCGACACCAUUCAAGGAGAAGUCAUAGUUAUAGCCCAAAACAUCGAUCUAGAUCUCGAUCAGUAACUCCUAUUAAUAGAAGAAGAAGGAAGUUAAACAAUUGGGAUGUGGCACCACCAGGAUAUGAAGGAAUGACAGCAGAGCAGGUUAAAGCCACAGGAUUUUUUCCACUUCCUGGACAACCUGCCACUACAAGACCAUCAGCAGUCCCAAAUUCUCCAAUAAUAUCUGGAAUGGAUCCAUCAAGGGCAGCAAUGAUAUUGGGUAUGACACAUGAGCUUCCACCACAGUCUAAAGUUAGUCAAGGAGCAGCAGGUCCAGUUGCACAGACUGCAUCAUUAGCAAGACAGGCUAGACGACUUUAUGUUGGUAAUAUUCCAUAUGGUAUUGAUGAGAAUGGCUUAUCAGAAUUUUUCAACACUACAAUGCUUCAAUUGAAUAUUACUACUGCAUCUAGCAAUCCAGUUACAGCUGUUCAAAUCAAUCAUGAUAAAAACUAUGCAUUUGUUGAAUUUCAUGCACCUGAAGAAGCUACAGCUGCAAUGGCAUUUGAUGGAAUUACAUUUCAAGGUCAAUCAUUAAAGAUUCGUCGGCCAAAAGAUUAUCAACCUCCACCUGGGCAAAAUCUAGAGCCACCACCAAUACAUGUGCCAGGAGUUGUAUCUACAAAUGUACCAGAUAGCCCGAAUAAAAUCUUUAUUGGUGGUCUACCAACCUAUUUAAAUGAUGAACAAGUUAUGGAACUUUUAAAAUCUUUUGGAGAAUUGAGAGCUUUCAAUUUAGUUAAAGAUACUUUAUCAUGUGUCUCUAAGGGAUUUGCAUUUUGUGAAUAUGUUGAUCCAAGUGUGACAGAUUUAGCUUGUCAAGGUUUAAAUAAUAUGGAGCUUAGUGAUCGUAAAUUAGUAGUUCAGAGAGCUAGUAUUGGAUCAGCUAAGAACUUGGGUGUUGCAAUGGUUCUACCAUCUUCAGUUCUUAUUCCAGCUGGAAAUGGAGAAAUGCAGCCAACUACUGUUCUUCAACUUCUUAAUAUGGUUACUCCUGAGGAAUUAGUAGAUGAUGAAGAAUAUGAAGAUAUAGUUGAGGAUGUUAGAGAAGAAUGUUCUAAGUUUGGUUCUAUCAUUGAUAUGAAAAUUCCUAGGCCAGGCCAAUCAACUACUGAGGCAGCUGGUAUAGCACUUCGAGCACUUGCAGGAAGAAAGUUUGCUGAACGUACAGUUCUUACAUCAUAUUUUA
Entrophospora sp. SA101 is the source of this 1363-nucleotide messenger RNA. NCBI's taxonomy places the organism in Eukaryota, Fungi, Glomeromycota, Glomeromycetes, Entrophosporales, Entrophosporaceae. The record is from the annotation of a GenBank genome assembly.